Molecule: messenger RNA, 1395 nt
Organism: Lipotes vexillifer (Yangtze River dolphin)
Lineage: Eukaryota; Metazoa; Chordata; Mammalia; Artiodactyla; Lipotidae
Gene: IMPA1
Product: inositol monophosphatase 1
Exons: 11
Coding region: 1-1395 (464 amino acids)
Biological process (GO): phosphatidylinositol phosphate biosynthetic process; inositol metabolic process; signal transduction
Molecular function (GO): inositol monophosphate 1-phosphatase activity
Source: RefSeq, a predicted model, not a curated record
AUGUACAGGCAGGAGAAAAAGUCAGAAGAACCACAGACGAAAAAGAAGAGGUCAGAUCUGGAAGGACUAGGCAGAGGGGUAAGCAAGCACCAGCGGAGCUUGGGGCUGGGGUUGGGGCAGGAAGUUGGGGGCUGGAAAGCUGUGCUCCGUUGUGGGGGGGGGGCCAGAAGAAGCCUAACCCCGUGGGCGGGGGUGCGGGGCGGGACUUCCUGUCGGAGGCGUUACCAGCCUGACCCUCCUCUCUCUCCGGAAGAGGCCAGAGUUGGAUCCGGCUGGUAUCCUAGCGAGCCUCAAACCCUUCACACCGAGGUGAGACCUUCCUUCCUGCGAUCCCGCACCAGCCCUUGGGCGGGGUCGUCGGGCGCUGCGGACGCGGGCGGCUCUCCGGAGUGGUUUGGAGUGGGUGGGCUCGCCCCUGAUCCCGUGCUGUCCGCAGUCUCGCUGCUGGGGACAGGUGGCAGGAAGGUGGCAUGGCUCCCACCGCAGGGAAGGUGGAAUGUCAUUCAGACUCAGGACUCAGUUGUUGCCUACUCAGGUGACUUGCAUAUUUAUAUCUGCAGGCCAUAUGUCUCCUCUGAGGAAUGCAUGGAUUAUGCAGUAACCCUAGCAAGACAAGCUGGAGAGAUGGCUCGUGAAGCCCUAAAAAACGAAAUGAAUAUUAUGAUCAAAAGUUCUCCAGUUGACUUGGUAACUGCUACUGACCAAAAAGUUGAAAAAAUGCUUAUCUCUUCCAUAAAGGAAAAGUAUCCAUCUCACAGUUUCAUUGGCGAGGAAUCUGUGGCAGCUGGGGAAAAAAGUAUUUUAACUGACAGCCCUACGUGGAUCAUUGACCCUAUUGAUGGAACAACUAACUUUGUACAUGGAUUUCCUUUUGUAGCUGUUUCAAUUGGCUUUGUUGUAAAUAAAAAGAUGGAAUUUGGAAUUGUAUACAGUUGCAUAGAGGAUAAGAUGUAUACUGGCCGGAAAGGAAAAGGUGCCUUUUGUAAUGGUCAAAAACUGCAGGUUUCACACCAAGAAGAUGUUACCAGAUCACUUUUGUUGACAGAGUUAGGCUCUUCCAGAACACCAGAGACUGUGAGAAUUAUUCUUUCUAAUAUGGAAAGGCUUCUUUGCCUUCCCAUCCAUGGGAUCCGAGGUGUUGGAACAGCAGCUCUUAAUAUGUGCCUUGUGGCAGCUGGAGUUGCAGAUGCAUAUUAUGAAAUGGGAAUUCACUGCUGGGAUGUAGCAGGUGCUGGUGUUAUUGUGACUGAAGCUGGUGGAGUACUCUUGGAUGUAACAGGUGGACCAUUUGAUUUGAUGUCACGAAGAAUAAUUGCUUCAAGCAAUAAGACAUUAGGAGAAAGGAUAGCCAAAGAAAUUCAGAUAAUACCUCUUCAAAGAGAUGAUGAAGAUUAA